AUCAUAUAAGGAGCUGUACCACGAUCACAACUUGGGUCCUGUGUGAUACAGAUGGGGAUUCUCUUCAGUCCUACCUGUCUCAUUUAGCUAUCUGGAAUUUUUACCAUGAAGUCUUCCGAGUUACCUAACCCAGAACGAAAGAGUCUCGAUACCCUGAAUGUCCCGCAUACUAUUGUCCGGGAGGCCACAAGUGCGGAAACCCUGACUGUUCCUCAUGCAGGCAUCGCCUCUCCUCCUGGCAAAGAUGCGGAAUGGAGCAUGACCCCGCAGGUUAUCCGAAGCCAGGAACGUGAGGUUGCGGCUGGCUUCAAGAGGCGAGAGCUAGGUGUGACCUGGGAGAACCUCAGCGUGGAGGUUCCCGCGGCGGAAGCGGCAGUCAACGAGAACUUGUUUUCCCAGUUCAACUUGCCCCAACGGAUCCGAGGCAUUGGUCGUAAACCGCCUUUGAAGUCAAUUUUGACGGAAAGCCACGGUUGUGUUAAGCCGGGUGAAAUGCUCCUCGUCUUGGGGCGCCCGGGUUCGGGAUGCACGACUCUCCUCAAUCUCCUCUCCAAUCGCCGCCUUGGUUACCACACCAUCCAGGGGAACGUCUGGUUUGGGGACAUGACCCAUGAAGAAGUGGCUCAAUAUCGGAGCCAUAUCGUGAUGAACACCGAAGAGGAAUUAUUUUACCCCCGUUUAACCGUUGGCCAGACCAUGGACUUCGCCACUCGACUGAAAGUUCCCGCUCACCUUCCAGAUGGUGUCAAGUCAGUGGAAGAAUACACCGCCAAAACCAAGAAGUUCCUCCUGGAGUCAAUGGGUAUUUCACAUACCGCCGAUACUAAGGUGGGAAACGAGUUUGUGCGGGGCGUGUCAGGAGGAGAACGAAAGCGAGUAUCAAUUAUCGAAUGCCUGGCAACAAGGGGAUCAGUCUUCGCCUGGGAUAAUAGUACUCGCGGUCUUGAUGCUAGUACGGCGUUGGAGUGGGCUAAAGCUUUACGAGCGAUGACCAACGUUCUCGGACUCACCACAAUAGUGACCCUGUAUCAGGCGGGGAACGGAAUUUACAACCUCUUUGACAAGGUUCUCGUCUUGGACGAGGGAAAGCAGAUCUUCUAUGGUCCUGCAGCUGCAGCGAAGCCAUUCAUGGAGAACCUAGGAUUCGUCUAUACAGAUGGAGCUAAUAUCGGCGACUUCCUGACAGGCGUGACCGUCCCUACUGAGAGGAAGAUCAAGCCAGGCUAUGAAAAUAGGUUUCCUAGGAAUGCCGAUGCUAUUUUGGCGGAGUAUAAGAAAUCGGCUGUUUACAGCAACAUGAUAGCCGCAUAUGAUUAUCCCACGACCACGGUUGCUCAUGAACGGACGGGGGCGUUCAAGGAGUCUGUUGCGUUUGGAAAGACUACCCAUCAGCCGAAGAAUAGUCCGUUUACGACGAGCUUCGGGACUCAGGUCAUAGCAUGCACGCGGCGCCAAUACCAGAUCCUGUGGGGUGAGAAAUCUACAUUUUUGAUCAAGCAGAUUCUGUCCCUGGUUAUGGCCUUGAUCGCCGGCUCCUGUUUCUACAACGCCCCACAAACCUCCGCUGGCCUUUUCACCAAAGGAGGUGCUGUCUUCUUCUCGCUUCUGUAUAGUACCAUUGUUGCCAUGUCUGAGGUUACGGAAUCUUUCAAGGGGCGACCUGUGCUUGUGAAGCAUAAAUCAUUUGCUUUCUACCACCCAGCUGCAUUCUGCCUAGCCCAGAUCACGGCAGACUUUCCGGUGCUGCUAUUUCAGUGCACGAUCUUUGCAGUCGUGAUAUACUGGAUGGUUGGAUUAAAGGCCACUGCUGCAGCCUUCUUUACCUUCUGGAUCAUCCUUUUUAGCACAAUUUUGUGUAUUACAGCAUUGUUUAGAUGCAUCGGAGCGGCCUUUAGUACCUUUGAAGCUGCAUCAAAAAUCUCUGGCACUGCUAUAAAGGGCAUCGUGAUGUAUGCUGGCUACAUGAUCCCCAAGCCCAAAGUCAAGAACUGGUUCCUGGAGCUGUACUACACCAACCCUAUGGCCUAUGCUUUUCAAGCUGCCCUGUCUAAUGAAUUCCAUGACCAGCACAUUCCAUGUGUUGGCAAUAACUUGGUUCCGCAUGGGCCUGGAUAUGAGGAUGCUGACUCUGCCAACAAAGCGUGUACCGGUGUGGGUGGUAGUCUGCCAGGUGCAGACUACGUAACCGGCGAUCAAUACCUCUCAUCGCUGCACUACAAGCAUUCUCAACUAUGGAGGAAUUUUGGCGUUGUCUGGGGGUGGUGGGGCUUCUUCGCCGUGCUCACGAUUAUCUGCACUACGUUCUGGAAAGCUGGUGCUGGAGGGAGUGCUUCCUUGCUGAUUCCACGCGAGAAGCUCAAGCAGCAUCAAAACAGCAUGGACGAAGAGUCACAGAUCAAGGAGAAGGGGCAAGCCAAAGCUUCCACUGGUGACUCAACUGCAGAGGUGGAUGGCAAUCUCUCCCGGAAUACAUCCGUCUUUACAUGGAAGAACCUUAAGUAUACCGUCAAAACACCCUCCGGCGAUCGGGUCCUGUUGGAUAAUAUCCACGGCUGGGUCAAACCAGGAAUGCUCGGGGCUUUGAUGGGCUCUUCCGGAGCCGGCAAGACGACAUUGCUUGAUGUUCUUGCCCAGCGAAAGACCGAGGGCACUAUCACUGGGUCUAUCAUGGUCGAUGGCCGCCCACUACCUGUUUCUUUCCAAAGAAUGGCCGGGUAUUGCGAGCAACUGGACGUUCACGAACCCUACGCCACGGUGCGGGAAGCCCUGGAAUUCUCUGCGCUGCUGCGUCAGCCCCGAACGACCCCCAAGGCCGAGAAGAUCCAGUACGUCAACACAAUCAUUGACCUCCUCGAGCUCCACGAUCUGGCAGACACCCUCAUUGGCACAGUUGGCAAUGGCCUUAGCGUAGAGCAAAGAAAACGUGUAACCAUUGGAGUGGAACUUGUGUCCAAACCGAGUAUCUUGAUUUUCUUGGAUGAGCCUACUUCUGGUUUGGACGGACAGUCUGCUUACAAUACCGUUCGAUUCCUCCGCAAACUGGCCGAUGUUGGUCAGGCUAUUCUUGUGACCAUUCAUCAACCCUCUGCCCAACUAUUCGCCCAGUUCGAUACCCUCCUCCUUCUUGCACGAGGCGGUAAAACCGUGUACUUUGGCGAUAUCGGGGAUAAUGGACACACCAUCAAACAGUAUUUCGGCAAGUACGGCGCGCAAUGCCCUGUUGAGGCCAACCCAGCCGAGUUCAUGAUUGACGUGGUCACCGGAGGCAUUGAGAGCGUUAAAGACAAGGAUUGGCACCAGGUCUGGCUUGAAUCGCCUGAGCAUGGAUACAUGACCACCGAGCUUGAUCGGCUGAUUUCCGAGUCUGCCUCCAAGCCCUCCGGUGUGAAUGACGACGGAUGCGAGUUUUCGAUGCCACUCUGGGAACAGACGAAGAUCGUCACCCAGCGAAUGAACGUCGCUCUAUUCCGAAACACUAACUAUGUCAACAACAAGUUCUCGUUGCAUAUUAUUUCGGCUCUGCUGAACGGUUUCUCAUUCUGGAGGGUCGGUCCUAGUGUGACAGCCUUACAGUUGAAAAUGUUCACCAUCUUCAACUUCGUGUUCGUCGCCCCAGGAGUGAUCAACCAGCUUCAGCCUUUAUUCAUCCAGCGGCGCGAUAUCUACGAUGCUCGAGAAAAGAAAUCUAAGAUGUACUCCUGGAUCUCCUUCGUCAUCGGCCUAAUUGUAUCCGAGUUCCCAUACCUCUGCGUAUGUGCAGUCUUAUACUUCGUCUGCUGGUACUACUGCGUACGCCUACCUCACAAUUCCAACAAGGCGGGAGCCACCUUCUUCAUCAUGCUCAUCUACGAAUUCAUCUACACCGGAAUUGGCCAGUUCAUCGCCGCCUACGCACCCAACCCAACAUUCGCAGCACUCGUGAACCCCAUGAUCAUCAGCACCCUGGUACUCUUCUGCGGCAUCUUCGUCCCAUACACCCAGCUCAACGUGUUCUGGAAAUACUGGCUCUACUACCUCAACCCAUUCAACUACGUAGUUGCCGGCAUGCUAACCUUCGACAUGUGGGACGCCAAGGUCACCUGCAACGAGAACGAGUUCGCAUUGUUCGACCCGACCAACGGCACCUGCGGCGACUACCUGAAAGACUACAUGUCCGGCCAAGGCUGGCGCGUCAAUCUGACCAACCCGGACGCCACCUCGAGCUGCCGGGUAUGCGAAUACCGCCACGGAAGCGAUUUCUUGUCCACGCUGAACAUCAACCAUUACUACUACGGGUGGCGCGAUGCCGGAAUCACGGUCAUCUUCGCGAUCAGCGGGUAUGCAUUGGUGUUUGCCCUGAUGAAACUUCGGACGAAGGCUUCCAAGAAGGCGGAAUAGAUGCUUGCCGUGUCGCUCCGUAGAUGCCGGGUUGGUGUGUCUGGGUGCUAGGACCAGCUCUGACUGCAUCUUGCACCGAAUGAAGUUGGAGAAGUUGAAGGGACAGUACUCUGUCCCCUGUAUGUAUUGUACAGUUGUUUUGUUUGGCGUAUAGAGGUUCAGUUUGAUAGAAUACACAAUAGAGUAUAGAAC
This is a messenger RNA of Aspergillus sclerotioniger CBS 115572, 4569 nucleotides long. RefSeq lists its product as uncharacterized. The transcript has 3 exons. Gene Ontology annotation, cellular component: membrane. Gene Ontology annotation, biological process: transmembrane transport. Bases 106 to 4377 code for a protein of 1423 amino acids. The record is from RefSeq and is a predicted model, not a curated record. NCBI's taxonomy places the organism in Eukaryota, Fungi, Ascomycota, Eurotiomycetes, Eurotiales, Aspergillaceae. Gene Ontology annotation, molecular function: ATP binding; ATP hydrolysis activity; ABC-type transporter activity.